Bacillus rossius redtenbacheri is the source of this 4848-nucleotide messenger RNA. RefSeq names its product lachesin-like. NCBI's taxonomy places the organism in Eukaryota, Metazoa, Arthropoda, Insecta, Phasmatodea, Bacillidae. Gene Ontology annotation, cellular component: neuron projection. The record is from RefSeq and is a predicted model, not a curated record. Bases 1 to 1323 code for a protein of 440 amino acids. The transcript has 11 exons.
AUGGGUUCCGAGAACAAGGAUCUGCGGGUCGCUGCUUCACUGGAGUCGGAGCCGCGCGCUCGGCUGACGGCAAGUCGUGGCGUGGCUCGCUGCGAGGCGCUAAUUAAUUCACUGCAAGUGGCGGGCGGAGAGGGAAGACGAACGAGCGAUGGAGAAAAGGCGCUGUUCCCGCGCUUCGCCGAGCCCAUCCCCAACGUGACCGUGACGGUGGGCAGAGACGCGCUGCUCGCCUGCGUCGUCGACAACCUGCGCGGCUACAAGGUGGCGUGGGUGCGCGUGGACACACAGACCAUCCUGUCCAUCCACCACAACGUCAUCACGCAGAACCCGCGCAUCUCGCUGUCCUUCAACGACCACCGCUCCUGGUACCUGCACAUCAAGAACGUGCACGAGACGGACCGCGGCUGGUACAUGUGCCAGGUCAACACCGACCCCAUGCGCAGUCGCCAGGGCUACCUGCAGGUGGUUGUGCCGCCGAGCAUAGUGGACAAGGAGACCAGCACGGACAUGGUGGUGAGGGAGGCCUCCAACGUGAACCUCACCUGCAAGGCGGUCGGCUACCCGGAGCCCUACGUCAUGUGGCGGCGAGAGGACGGUGCUGACAUCAACUACAAUGGCGAGAACGUGAACGUGGUGGACGGCGAGCUGCUGCACCUGACCAAGGUGAGCCGCCUGCACAUGGGCGCCUACCUGUGCAUCGCCUCCAACGGCGUGCCGCCGUCCAUCAGCAAGAGAGUGGUGCUGCGCGUGCAGUUCCCGCCGAUGCUGUCCAUCCCCAACCAGCUGGAGGGCGCCUACGUGGGCCAGGACGUGUCCCUGGAGUGCCACACCGAGGCCUACCCCACCUCCAUCAACUACUGGACCACGGACCGCGGGGACAUGAUCGUGUCUGGAGAGAAGUACGAGUCGGUGGUGAUGGACAACGGCUACACCAAGUACAUGAUGCUGAAGAUACGCAGCGCGGGCAAGGCGGACUUCGGCUCGUACCGCUGCGUCGCCAAGAACUCUCUGGGCGAGACGGAUGGCGUCAUCAAGCUGGACGAAAUACCUGCACCAUCCACCACUACGGCAGUCAUUAGCGUGACGCUACCAACCAACGCGAGGAAAAAAGGUCGCGGUCGCAGCCAGCAGCGCCAGAAGCCCGGCGGCAACACCAGCAGGGACCACGAGGACGGCUGGAGGAACCACGACUACGACUCGGACUACACCCUACCAUCGCUCGGGCCGCCUCCUGGACAGGCCAACAUGGCGGGGCGCGCCUCCCUGCAGCCCGCGUGGCUGCUCGCCAGCGCCUCGUGCGGCCUGCUGCUCAACCACAGCUGAUGCCCGAGCGCGCGCUAGUGCUGCGAGCCCGUGGCCUCCGCGCCCGGUCGUACGGCCAGAGACGACCCCGCAUCGGUCCGAAGGCCAGUCGGAGACCCGCCGAACACACCACAACGAACCGGCACGGAACACGACCGAAAUAAAUGAACCUAUUUGCUAUGAGUGACCGAGCACGGCGAUUGUUGUUGACUUGAAAUCCUAGUGACUCUAACAUAUGCCUUUUUUAUAAGGAAAGGACGCGUCUGGAAGUUUGUCCAGUCUUAUGCUAGCUGAUGACAACCAUGCAAAAAAUUUUCCCUUAAUGACUUAAGAUUUUUUUUUCAUGUUUCUGAAAUGCAUUGUUGUAAAAUUGCAUUUGUUUCCACGUCUUAUGAGCUCAUACCUUUUUACUGUAAGAAUGUAUCAUAGACAUAUACGACUGCUCGUUGCCUAGAAAUGCCUCAGUAUACUCGAUGUAGUUGUUGAUUCUUGUGAGAUGGCUUCAGUCCGAUGGUAGCAGAAUUAUUUUUUUCGAGAUAUUCCGUCCCUUAUUCAGGAAUCCAGUUGCGUUUCCGGCUGUUUGUCAAACACUUGAAGACAUCUGUGAGCACUUGUAGUUUCCCGUUUGUUUAAAUUGCCCUGUUGAAAAGAAGACUGCAAAUUUUGUUUGUGCUUUGUUCAGAUUAAAGUGUUGAGACAUAGGUACUCAGCUGUUUGCACUUCUGCAAUGUACUUGGCUUGAAUCCUUACGGUAUCUAUAAAUUUGUUCCUUAAUAUUCGUUGAAGAAAAACCUUGAGUUUCUGUUAUUUAGUUAAAAGUUGACUUGUGUGUCUGAGUCUCGUGGAGAGAUGCCCUCCGCACGCAGUGUCCCGGGACUGAAGAGAGUGACAGUCGAAUAUGGUUCCUAGACGCAGGUGGUGAAAACUGUGACGUGCUCUGCCGAAGUCAAAGAGGCUCUGGACGCAGCCUCGUCUGUCCAGAGGACGGACAAUAACGCCCCAAGACUGGACUGCAGCAGAGGACUCACUGGAAUACGGGAGCCUCCAGAAAUCAUGCCAAACCAAGUCCUGCUUUUUGAAGAGAUUUGCUUUAGAGUCAAAUGAUUUUGUAUGUUUUACAAGGAAAUUCUUAAAAAUCUAGUUGCCAAAAUAUUUUGUUCAAAUGCCACAUUUAAAAUUUUGUACUUUCUAUGGUACGCUGAUGUGCGACAUUACAAAUUGUUUUCUAAUACUCCAUGUUUAUCAUAAUUUCGGAGACUAUAAUACUUGCUUGUCCAGAUGUACAAGUGUUAUAUAAUACACAGGAAUGUGUUCUGGUAGAGUAUUUAGAAAAAAGGACUUUGUGGCCGGAGUCGCUAACUACUGCUUAGCUUCUGGGUUAAUACCACGUUCGGGAAGAAGAUGGUUUGCCAAGCAUUUCGGUGUGCCUUGUCGCAGCCAUCUCCGCUCUUGAAGGCAACAGCUUCAAGACAUGCUUAAACUUCGGGUAAUAUAUCUUUUUAUCUCAGACGAGGGCUCAACCCAUAAGGCAAGGAGAAGAUAGUUUUAGAUUAACAAGAAGAUAUAUUUGGUCAACUAGAAUGUUUUUGUCACAACAAUUUUCUUCGUAAAAUUACAGCAGUGCUGUUACCACUCUUGAUGGCUAACAUGAGCCGUCAAAACGGAUUCACGAUUAUUCGGCAGAAACAAUGUUUAUUCUUCAGCUUUCGGAAUGCAAGCUUGUCAAACUAACCUCAAUACUGAGCUUUUCUUUGUUAUUUCAUUUGGAGCGAGCUGAUAAGUGUACCCAUAGGCUUGUCUCAACGAUUUUAAGACUCGGUGUAACGCUACAGCCUAUGCAGAGGGUUUAACUUUGGCACUUAGGGUUCAUUUCGUCGCAGCACUCGUGAAUCUCCUUCGCUGUGAUUACUGGGCCAUGGUGCUAUACUCCUGCGUCAGUGAUGGCCAUAAGACCUGAUUAUGCUCGUCCUAAACAAUGGGGAACCAUAAAAAAUAAUUUAAAACUGUUUCCGCAAUGCAAACACUACACUUCAGACAAUGUUUCGGUUGUCUAACAACAUGGCGCAGAGAAAAAACUGAAAGAAAAAUCACAGCUUCGCCUGUUUAGCAUGUGAUCAUGCAUAUGUGACCACCCUCUGCCUGGGAUCGAUUGGCCGGUGAAUGAGCAUUGUUUCUGCACACUUGACUAGUCUAUUUUAGCCCAAGAGAAUGCUGUAAAUAUUGAACUAGAUGAUAAGCAAGUUGGCUGACGGGCGCCAGGUGGCGCGAGGCGGGGCUGAGACAGCUACGGAACACACACUUUCUCUCGCGGGAACAAAAUGGCGUGUCGGAUACUUCGAUGUGGACCACAGACUAUACAUGGAUACAGACUGUGCGCACAAGUUGUGCAGUGGGGGUUUGGAUCCGUCAUGCAACUGCUUAUUCACCAAGAGAACUGAGUUCACGCCAGUCCAUUCCGAGGUCCGAACAGUUCCAUCUGAUUGGCCAUAUCACUCCACACUGUGUUUGGCCCUGCCAUCUGAUUGGCCAUAAAACUCAACGCUAUGUUUGGGCCUGCCAUCUGAUUGGCCAUAUCACUACAUGCUGUGUCUGGGCCUGCCAUCUGAUUGGCCACAUCACUCAACGCUAUGUUUGGCCCUGCCAUCUGAUUGGCCAUAUCACUCCAGCUGAUAGCCGGGCGAAUGUAAUGGAACUGUGGAGUGGGAGCCAGGGAUGUGAACCAUACUAUAACUAUAGCACAUGUAGCCUACUAUAAUUUACAGGUUUGUACAAUAGUCUUUGUACUUGAAAUUCAUUAAAGUACACAAAAAUACUAUUUUUGUUAAGUGAACAGUUGUCUCCAACCUUUUAUAAUUUAUAUAUGUGCAUCUUACCACAAAAAUAUAUAAACUUUCAUACAUAAAUUAAUGUUUUUUUAUAACCAUGUAAACACAAAAACACGUUUUCACAAUUAACAUAAAGUUUAUUUUUAAAUAUAUAUUUUGAAAUUUACAGUUUCCAUUUUGAAUUUUCGAACAUUAGUUUUGCUAAAAUGACUAUUAUUCUGUUAGCAUAUGGUUUGCAUAGCAUUCACAUUUUAAAUCCAUAUUUUGUUUAAUUCAGAAAAUUGAUCACAUUUUCUUCUUAAAAUAAAAUAAAUAAACAUAUUUGCUAGAAAUAAAGUUCAAAGUAAAGAAAACAGUCGAAUAAAUAAUGUGUUAUACAUUUGAAUUUCCAGUGUUUUUUUUUCAACCUUUACACAAGAAUAAUUUGUUUGUAUAUUAUUUGUAGAGUAAUUUUGUACAAAUUACUUUAUUUCUUAGCAACAUGUUGAAUUUUUAAACUUUUGAGGUUGCCAUCCCUGGCGGGCACCCGCCGAGUCAAGCUCCGUGUACGCAUGCGCAGUAGCGCUGCUCUGCUCCGUGUGCGCAUGCGCCAUAGCCCUGCUUAGCUCCGUCUCGUGGCCAGCUGUUGUAACGGACAUGACGCCACACCAGUCGCCUCGUUCAGCCGCUCUGUAUCGACAUAGCAUUAUUUUUAACUAUAAUAAAUUAUAUGCUUCAUAAA